Molecule: messenger RNA, 468 nt
Organism: Mytilus trossulus (common blue mussel)
Lineage: Eukaryota; Metazoa; Mollusca; Bivalvia; Mytilida; Mytilidae
Exons: 1
Coding region: 1-468 (155 amino acids)
Source: RefSeq, a predicted model, not a curated record
AUGAAGUACAAUUUAAUUUUUGGUGGUAUACGAAAUCAAGAUGGUUAUGAGGAAAAUACAGAAGAAGUAUUGAGGUCUUUUCUUUCGGAAGAAAUGGAAAUUCCUAAUGUUGGAGAUAUACAAUUCCAAAAUGUACACCGACUUGGUGAGCGGUCUGACGGCAAGGAACGAAGCAUUAUUGCCCGUUUUACUAGAUUCAGUGACCAUGAACGUGUUAUCAGAGCAGCUGCGAGUAAAUUAAAGAACAAACCACAAUUUUCUAUAUACCAGCAAUACCCGCGUGAAAUAAAUGAGAGGCGUAAAAAACUCAUUCCGAGAAUGAAGGAAUUCAAAAGGCAAAGACGACACGCAAAGCUAGUGUACGAUAAACUCCUGGUAUAUGGUGAAGUAUACAACCCUGACGCCCAUCGUGAACCCCCGCCUACAAUUCCAGGUCAACCGUUACCCAAUAAUGAUGGAGAUUAUUAG